AUGCUACAUGAAUGGGUAGCUGAAAGGAGACAACGUGAAAGUGGAGCAUUUGACAUGUAUUACACUCACAACAACAAAGGCCGCAAGUAUCGAUCAAUUGUGCAGGUACAAAAUUAUAUAUUCGAAGGUUUUCAUAAGCUGAAGAUGGAAGUGAAUCAAGAAAAUAAUGAAGUAAGAGAGGUUGGAGUUGUUGAGAAAUGCUCCAAGAAAAGAAAAGGAGAAUGUUCCAUCUUGAAGAGGGAGUCUGCAACAAAGAAACAGAAAAGUAACAACUAUGGCAAGAGGGAGGUAAAAAAGUUUCUCGGUGAAGCAAGGAACAACCUCAUGAAUAGGGAUUUCAAACACAAAAAUAAGGAUAUUGGAAUGUCAAAAGAAGAAUCCUCCAAAAAAUCAAAAAUAGAAUCUUCAAUCUUCGAGGGAAAGCCCAGAACAAAGGACCAAAUAAGGAAAUUCAUACCAAAGGAAAAAUAUCACAAAGAAUAUUUUCUGAACAACCUAAAUUGGUGUUGGCAUCGCAAGGUUCAACAAAUUGUGGGAGGUCUAGUUGGCGAUGACGAAAGAGCUAGUAAUGGUGAAAACAGUGGCAGCAACGAAGGAGGGAAAGGCAUCAGAAACUAUAAUUUAGUUUUGUUAGUUGAAACUAUUUGUGCCCUAAGUGUUUGA
Molecule: messenger RNA, 663 nt
Organism: Solanum stenotomum
Lineage: Eukaryota; Viridiplantae; Streptophyta; Magnoliopsida; Solanales; Solanaceae
Exons: 4
Coding region: 1-663 (220 amino acids)
Source: RefSeq, a predicted model, not a curated record